AUGAGGAAGUGCUUCCCACUUUUAACUCACUUUUCGAUGAGAACUCUUAACUUGAAUGAAUACGCGUUCUCUGCAUUUUAUUCAGUGGUGGCAUUUAAAAUUAAAUGUUGUGAUCGAUUCGAUUACUGAACAGAAAUAACCAAGGCACUAAGCUUGUUUACUUUUUUUUGUGUCUUUCAGCCAAAAGAAACGGCAGGGACAGCAUGAGGAUGGUUUAAAAAUCAGUGGUAUAUGCAAAACUUUCAAAUGAACAUUUAAAAACAACAUAAACCAGCUUUGUUGAAGAACAUCCAGUACUAUUACUGAUGAAAAAAGCCUCCUAGUGAGUGAUUGAAGAAAUAUUACCAACAACUGGAAGUUAUAUUUUCACAGAAAAAAAAAAUUCAGGAAAGGUGUAACUUUCAGAACCGUGAUUUCAGCAGAAGUUCAGAAAACAUCUAUAAAAGCUGAAUACAGAACAGCUAGUGCACCUACAGGCAUAUCGACCAUGAGCAACGAGGGUAAAACAGGAUAUGUAAAAAUAGACAAUAUCAUGGUGCAGCACCUAAUAAAAAGUGCACUUCAGUUUGUUUCUGUGACUCUAAAAUUUGUUAAAGAAAACGAGCUCAAAAAAGAAGAUGCAAAACAUUAUAUUAAAGAGAUGUUACAUGCAGUUUUAUUUUUAUUGUACAUUAACAAGCCAUCCAUUGAGCCCCAAGAGUUCCUGUCAGACGGAAUGUUGGAAUAUUUCAGGAGAAAUUGCUCAGAUGUAUUGGAGAAAUAUAAGACUCAUCUUCCACUGAGGCCGCCAUAUUCCAUUUUGCUGGAUUUGGUUGUUAAAAUGUGGGGAGACAAUCCGCAAGACCGGAUGAUUCUUGACAACCUCUUCCAACUAAAUAAGGAUAUGCUUAUCUCAGGAACAGUCAAUGAAGAACAAAUGAGUGCAAAUGAUUUUGCUUUUUCCUCUCGUGUUGUCAGCUGCUGUUAUUUUUCUAAAAAGAACACAAAUUUUAAAACAAGAAAGUACUUUGGAGCAUCAGUGGCCUGCAAAGGAAAAAUUCAAAGAGAGGUUUUCAUUGAUGUGGCCUGUGUGAAGACAUGGCACCCAAAGGUGGCCAUUGGUGUCAUUAAUGCUUCCACAGGAAGUGAAACCUUGCAGCUACCUGAAUAUGUUUUUUCUACUGCAUACCGCAUGAAAUCAUCUAAAACAAAUUUACAUUUACAUUAUGAAGCAAUGCCUCCAUGCCCAAGAUGCCUAGACAUAUUCCCCAAUAUAAUAUUCAGUCCAAAAGCACUGCCUUUCCACAUUGCAAAAUGGGAACAUGGAAACUGUGCAGAAUGUGAAUCUGUAAGUAAUCUCCUAAAAGCAGAGAGAGACCUUGACAGGGCAGUGGUCAUGCCCUCUUCCAAUAAUAGAAUAAAUAGACAACAGAGGCUUAUUAAAAAUCUGCAAAAGACUAGAUUCUUGUUGAGAUCAAAUCUUAUUUAUUAUGAUUCUGAUUAAAUUUUAAUGACAGUACUGCACUUUACCUAGCAGAACUGUCUUGCUAAGGUUAUCAAUAUAAAACAAAAGGUUUGAACUCCUAUAUAAUGUUAAAUAUUGUUUAUUGAACUACAGUUUGGACCCUUUCUCAAAGUGAUUCAGAACAUUCCCUUGGGAUGGUGGCAAAAAAUCACCAAGGAUGUGCACUCAGAAACUCCCUGGAUGGGAUGACAAAAUAAUGUGAGGCUGACGGACUUUGCCAACCGGGUUAGCAGUCCUCCAGAUAACCAAGUGAUAGCAACAGACUGAUGCCACAGUAUUUUGUACUCAUGUAAGAUUAACUGUGAUUUUAGUUUUCAAAUGCAACCCACGAGACAGAGACUGCAGAGACAGCUGGAGGGAAUUUUAGGGCAGCAGUCGUGCUAUUUUAACAGGACCCAUAUCUGAUGUCAGUAUAACACUAGACAUACUCCUGGGUCAGGCCUUAAAAUCGCCUCCUAGCCCUCAUUAAUGGGAGCUUGGAGUAAGGUCGACAUGAAAGCAAGGGCCCAACCAAUGUGGAGGACAAGGAUAAAAAAAAGACAAUAUUUGGGACAGAAGAUUUAAAUAUGAACGGUUAGAAUAAUAUGUUAUUUCUGUCAAAAUUUUCUCUGAGUUGCCACCUUCCCAUCAUUCCUCUUGUAAACCUUUGUUGUUUAAUAAAACAUAUUAUUUUA
Molecule: messenger RNA, 2178 nt
Organism: Polypterus senegalus (gray bichir)
Lineage: Eukaryota; Metazoa; Chordata; Cladistia; Polypteriformes; Polypteridae
Exons: 6
Coding region: 488-1483 (331 amino acids)
Source: RefSeq, a predicted model, not a curated record